Messenger RNA from Salmo salar (Atlantic salmon), 3621 nucleotides. RefSeq names its product VPS35 retromer complex component (gene vps35). Gene Ontology annotation, cellular component: retromer complex; retromer, cargo-selective complex; late endosome. The record is from RefSeq and is a predicted model, not a curated record. Lineage: Eukaryota; Metazoa; Chordata; Actinopteri; Salmoniformes; Salmonidae. Gene Ontology annotation, biological process: retrograde transport, endosome to Golgi; intracellular protein transport.
UUUUUUUAACCUAAUCACAACCUCAACCAUAACCUUAACCACACUGCUAUCCCUAACCUUAAACUAAGAACAAAAAGUAAAAUGUUGUUUUCAUGAAUUUAUACGAUAUAUUACGAUUUGACUUUGUGGCUGUGGUAACUAGUGGAAACUGGGUAGCUGGGUGGAUUGGUAGCAGUCACAUGACUGGGAAACGAUUUCAGGGUUAGCUACCAGUUUGCUGAUACAAACUUGAUAAUCAUGCAGUCACCCCAGGACGAGCAGGAAAAGCUACUUGAUGAAGCCGUGCAGGCUGUCAAGGUCCAGUCAUUUCAGAUGAAACGUUGCCUGGACAAGAACAAGCUGAUGGAUGCAUUGAAACAUGCAUCUAACAUGCUGGGGGAACUCAGGACCUCCAUGUUAUCGCCAAAGAGCUACUAUGAACUCUACAUGGCCAUCUCGGACGAGCUCCACUACCUGGAGGUGUACCUGACAGAUGAGUUUGCCAAGGGCAGGAAAGUGGCUGACCUCUAUGAGCUGGUUCAAUAUGCAGGGAACAUCAUCCCCAGACUUUACCUGCUGAUCACUGUGGGGGUGGUGUAUGUUCGCUCCUUCCCUCAGUCGCGUAAGGACAUCUUGAAGGACCUGGUGGAGAUGUGUCGUGGGGUGCAGCACCCGCUGAGAGGCCUGUUCCUCAGAAACUACCUGCUACAGUGCACCCGCAACAUCCUGCCUGAUGACGGGGAGCAGCUAGAAGGGGAGGAUGCGAUGACGGGAGACAUUAACGACUCCAUUGACUUUGUGCUGCUGAAUUUUGCUGAGAUGAAUAAGCUGUGGGUGCGCAUGCAGCACCAGGGCCACAGCCGAGACAGGGAGAAGAGGGAGAAGGAGAGGCAGGAGCUGCGCAUCCUGGUCGGGACCAACCUGGUUCGACUCAGCCAGCUGGAGGGGGUCAAUGUGGAAAAGUAUAAACAGAUUGUGCUGUCCGGUGUCCUAGAGCAGGUGGUAAACUGCCGAGAUUCCCUGGCUCAAGAAUAUCUCAUGGAGUGCAUCAUUCAGGUUUUUCCUGAUGAGUUCCACCUUCAGACACUGAACCUAUUCCUUCGUUCCUGUGCCGACCUGCAUCAGCACGUCAAUGUCAAAAACAUCAUCAUUGCUCUCAUUGACAGACUGGCUUUGUUUGCUCACCGAGAAGAUGGACCUGGAAUCCCUGCUGAAAUCAAACUGUUUGAUAUUUUCUCCCAACAAGUAGCCACAGUUAUACAGUCCCGCCAGGACAUGCCUUCGGAGGAUGUGGUCUCACUACAGGUGUCCCUCAUCAACCUGGCCAUGAAGUGCUACCCUGACCGGGUGGACUAUGUGGACAAGGUGUUGGAGAGCACAGUGGAGAUCUUCAACAAGCUCAACCUGGAGCACAUUGCAACCAGUAGCGCGGUCUCGAAAGAGUUGACUAGGCUGCUGAAGAUCCCAGUGGACACCUACAACAACAUUCUGACUGUUCUGCAGCUCAAGCACUUCCCUCCGCUCUUCGAGUACUUUGAUUAUGAGUCCCGCAAAAGCAUGAGCUGUUACGUUCUGAGCAACACUGUGGACUACAACACCACCAUUAUAGCCCAGGAGCAGGUGGAUGCCAUCUUGACCCUGGUGUCGACACUGAUCCAGGACCAGCCAGACCAGCCCGCUGAAGACCCAGACCCAGAGGACUUUGCUGAGGAGCAGAGCCUUGUGGGUCGCUUUAUCCAUCUGCUGCUUUCCGACGACCCCGACCAACAGUAUCUGAUCCUGAAUACAGCCAGGAAGCACUUUGGUGCUGGGGGGAACCAGAGGAUUCGCUACACUCUUCCACCGCUGGUGUUUGCUGCCUAUCAGCUGGCUUUCCGCUACAAAGAGAACUCUUCAUCAGAUGAUAAAUGGGAGAAGAAGUGCCAGAAGAUCUUUUCGUUUGCCCACCAAACCAUCAGUGCUCUGAUCAAGGCUGAGCUGGCUGAGCUGCCUCUCAGACUCUUCCUACAGGGGGCGCUGGCCGCAGGAGAGAUUGGCUUCGAGAACCACGAGACUGUGGCCUACGAGUUCAUGUCACAGGCCUUCUCCCUGUAUGAGGAUGAGAUCAGCGACUCCAAGGCUCAGCUAGCAGCCAUCACGCUGAUCAUCGGCACGUUUGAGAGAACGAAAUGCUUCAGCGAGGAGAACCACGAGCCUCUGAGGACGCAGUGUGCGCUCGCCGCCUCCAAACUGCUCAAGAAGCCAGACCAGUGUCGGGCCGUCAGCAUCUGUGCACACCUCUUCUGGUCCGGACGCAACACUGAAAAGAAUGGAGAGGAGAUUCGUGACGGGAAGAGGGUGAUGGAGUGCUUAAAGAAGGCCCUGAAAAUCGCCAACCAGUGCAUGGACCCGUCACUGCAAGUGCAGCUCUUCAUUGAGAUCCUGAACAGAUACGUCUGUUUCUACGAAAGAGAGAAUGAUGCGGUGACGGUCCAGGUUCUGAACCAGCUGAUCCAGAAGAUCCGAGAGGACCUGCCAAACCUGGAGGCCAGCGAGGAGACGGAGCAGAUCAACAAACACUUCCACAACACACUGGAGCACCUGCGUCUGCAGAGAGAGUCGCCGGAGGCCGAGGGGCCUGCUUAUGAGGGCCUGGUGCUGUAGGGCUCGCUACACUUCUAAAAAAAUAUCUAUAUAUAUUUACACACACACACACACACACACAUGUACACUCACACCAGGGUAUUCCAUCCAUUGGGGAAAAAUGCCAUUCCCACCAACAACACCUGCCUUCCAUCUCUCUUUCUCUCUAUCCUUUUCUCCUCACUCUUCUUCCUUCUGUCAUCCCUCUUUAUUUCAUGUUACCAUUUUUAGAAAAGGUGUUGCAUUUAAUGGUGUUGCUUUUGAGAAUACAUGGUGUACAGGCUGCGGUUUGCCUUGCACUUCCUGCGUGUUGUCGUUCUUUCAUAUUUGACCAUUUCUGUUGUCCGUCGUCACCCUCAGAAGGCGACGAUAUAGCCAGUGGAAGCUCAUGUUUAAACUUUGACCCCUACUCGUCUCCUCUGUCUGUACGUCAUGAUUUCGCGGUCAUGCAGAAGAAUGAAAUAAUGCCUGCUUUUAGAGAAUGUCGUGUCAUUACGAGGUUGUACCGGGGAGAGUUAUCCCAUUGACCUAACGCUGUGACCCAACAACCCCUUCUCCUCCACGGACUAACACCUGGGCUGUCGGCUGUAGAUUUUCCUUUGCCCUCCUCUCUCUCUCUCUCUCUCAACGGCUUCACUCAUUUGGCUUGAGCUUUUUUUUUUAAUUAUUAUUAUUUCUGGUUUGAGCCUUCUGUGGUUGACAGCCAUUUGUAGAGAGUUAAGCGGUGUGCGUCGGUGCAUGCUUUUACAUAGACCUGCUCUGGAUGAGUGGUGGGAGGAACUGAUGUGUAUGAUACCCCUUUGUCACUGGAGCUUAUACAGUGGCGGCUAACCUUCAUUUCUUUGACGUCCACGUUGAUUAAAAGAUCUUCGUUGGAGGUGGGUUCUAUUCAUCUCGUUGUCUUCUGGAUUAUGAACCCUAUGUAUUGUAUGUAUGACCUACUUGUAAAUCAGCAAAAACAGAAUAAAUAUCAUCAAUAUCAUGUCAUUUGCACAAAUAAACAAAUUGAUAUUAACCCUA